UUUUGUGAGUCACCAAUAACCAAACUACUUUGGGUUUGUUUGUUUGUCUGUUUAUUCUCUUUGGUCGAUAUGAAUGUACAAUCCAUGAGGGGUGGAGGUGGAGAGAAUGGAAAGGAGGAGGAGGUGGUGGAGACAAGGGAAUACAGGUCGUCGGCCGGGAAAGAGGGUGUGGAGGAGAGGAACGUAAAAGUGGUUCAUCACUCUCAUCCCACCACCAGCGGCGGCGUUCUGGUCGGAGCCGCCGCAGCCGUCGCCUCCACCCUUCAAUCUGCCAAGGAUGCCAUCUCCAAGAAUUAACCGAGAAACGAGCAUAAAAAGAAAUAUUCUAUUUUUUUACACUAUCGUGUUUUAAUUAUAUAUAAUUUUUUUAAGCGUAUUUGUAUUUUUUUUUUCCGGCCUAGAAUUAUAGACAUGAUAACUUGAACAACAAGAUCAGUGAUAUAUCUCCAAAAUAUCCCAUGUAGCAACCGUGUAAAGGUGGAAUCUUUAUAUAUAUAUAAAAUCAUUUCCAUAUAA
Molecule: messenger RNA, 516 nt
Organism: Tarenaya hassleriana
Lineage: Eukaryota; Viridiplantae; Streptophyta; Magnoliopsida; Brassicales; Cleomaceae
Exons: 2
Coding region: 70-297 (75 amino acids)
Source: RefSeq, a predicted model, not a curated record